Molecule: messenger RNA, 618 nt
Organism: Entamoeba invadens IP1
Lineage: Eukaryota; Evosea; Mastigamoebida; Endamoebidae
Product: meiotic coiled-coil protein, putative
Exons: 2
Coding region: 1-618 (205 amino acids)
Biological process (GO): reciprocal meiotic recombination
Molecular function (GO): double-stranded DNA binding
Source: RefSeq, a predicted model, not a curated record
AUGGCCAAGAAGGCUGUGUCGAAAGAGGAGAAACUGAGGCGGAUGAAGGAGCUUUUAGAAGACAAAAAGGACGUUUUUCUCCUUAAAGAGCUUGAGGUAGUAGCCAGCAAAGAAAAAGGGAUCGUCGCAAAGACUGUUGAGGAAGUUGUCAAAGAAUUAGUUGGGGAUGGGAAGAUUAUGACGGACAAAAUUGGAAGUUCAAAUUUCUUUUGGGCAUUUCCGUCUGCGUCGAUCGUCGAGCGGCGAACUGAGUGCGAGAACCUCCAAACCAAAAUCGAUGAGACGAAAGACAAGACUCAAAAAGUGAAAGAAGAAAAUGAAGCUUUGAAAAAGGAAAGGAAAGGUGAUGAUGACAGAGGCACCAAUAUCAAACAACUCGAACAACUCAAACAGAAGCGUGAGGAGUUAACUACAACCAUUAAAACACAACAGGAGAACGACCCCGAGGUCAUCGAAAAGUUGACUAACGACUGUACAAAAGCUAAGGAGGCCGCAAAUAGAUGGACGGACGCUAUAUUCAACGUGCAAUCAUACGCAAAAUCAAAGGCUGUUGGGGCAGAGCCAACCGAGCUUAACAAGGCGCUUGGGAUACCAAACGAACUGGACUACAUUGAUUGA